Molecule: messenger RNA, 747 nt
Organism: Macrobrachium nipponense
Lineage: Eukaryota; Metazoa; Arthropoda; Malacostraca; Decapoda; Palaemonidae
Product: troponin C, isotype gamma-like
Exons: 6
Coding region: 165-617 (150 amino acids)
Cellular component (GO): myosin II complex
Molecular function (GO): calcium ion binding
Source: RefSeq, a predicted model, not a curated record
UUCGUGCGUGCGUUACGGACGCUCAUCUGUUUGUACCGGUUGCUAAACUGAAGUGAUAUAUAGAGGAGCUCUCGCCUGUGUACUGGACGCUCUGUCAGCACCUCAGUCAGCCCUUUUGAAGUCGUCUUUGAGGUGAAUUAUCAAUCAGCACUGCUUCGUUGAAUAUGGAUUCCCUUGAGGAAGAUCAGAUCGAAGCCCUCAGGAAGGCCUUCGACUCCUUCGACACAGAGAAGCAGGGCUUCAUCACCGCCGACACCGUCGCCACCAUCUUGAGGAUGAUGGGAGUCAAGAUCUCCGAGAAGAACUUGGCCGAAGUCAUUACCGACACGGCUAAAGACGGUUCUGGUCAACUUGAGUUCCCCCAAUUCGUUGACCUUGCUGCCAAGUUCCUGAUUGAGGAGGACGAGGAAGCUCUGAAGGCCGAACUUAGGGAAGCCUUCCGUAUCUACGAUAAAGAGGGCAACGGCUUCAUCACCACCGACGUCCUGAGAGAAAUCCUCCAGGAGAUCGACAACAAACUGACCCCUGCUGAUCUGGACGGCAUCAUUGAGGAAGUCGACGAGGACGGUUCCGGAACCCUCGACUUCGACGAAUUCAUGGAGAUGAUGAGUGGCUGAGCGACUCUCCAUCGGUUGACCUUCAUCCAUCACACUCAUCCACUCACAGCGUCUCCACGAUCUUCAUUGUUUUUGUAUUGAUAUAGCACUGAAUACAUAACAAUAAAUAUAGAUUUAUUAUUAAAAAGAA